This is a messenger RNA of Agelaius phoeniceus (red-winged blackbird), 2453 nucleotides long. The record is from RefSeq and is a predicted model, not a curated record. Lineage: Eukaryota; Metazoa; Chordata; Aves; Passeriformes; Icteridae.
AUCCUGAAGCUGAAGUAGGUAGUCUUCAAUGAUCUUGUCUUUAACUAAAUCGGUGUGCCAUACACUGUCUGAAGAGAACGAGUAUUUUGCCCUUACAUAUGUACCUUUGUGUCUGUAGGUAUAUGUACGUACCUCUGCAUAUGUGUGCAUACAUUUAUACAUACUUACAUGUCCACAUACAUACAAGCGUGUGUGUGUGUGUGUGUGUAUGUUUCUAUACAAAAAAAAAAAAAGCGUGAGUAUAUAUAGUUUUGUUUGCAGAUGCUUCAGCACUGAAAUUAUUAUUCAGAAUGAAACACUUAUCUAAAACAGCAGACUAUUAUAUAAGUUAAUUCAAUAUAAAUAGUAUUUCUGGGUUUUCAUUAUAAACAGCUUAUAAGAGCUAUAGGUACUUCAUUUUGGCUCUGUGCAUUUGGGGAUUUCCUGGACCUCAGCAGUGUAAAUCACUUGUCUGAUACAAUUUAAACUGGUUCUAGCAGUUUUACAUCCUGGAAAAAUGUGUGUGAAUUUCACAUUGCCUUUUGUUAUUCUGUGUAGCAGCAAAUGCAAUUUCUGGAGAGGUUCCAAUGUUGAUCACCCAAUUAAUAUUCACAUUUUGACUUAAAUGUUUCAGUCAGGCUGGUCAAACUUUGGAUUGGCAACACAAGUAUGUGGUAUUGUGCUGAUGUUUUGCCAUCACUACUGUUGCUAUCUGUGAAAGUAAGCAGAAGGGAGCUCUUGGACAAAUUCAAACAAAAAGGAAAAGGAUGCAAGUAAGGACAGAUUUUUUUUUUCAAAUGGCGACAUUAAUUCACACUUUAUCAGAUCAUAGUGAUGAUGUCAAUUACUGUGCCUUCUCGUCAUCGUGCUUGGCUACUUGUUCCUUGGACAAAACAAUUCGCGUUUAUUCUUUGAGCAACUUCGCCGAGCUGCCGUACUCGCCUUUGGAAGGUCACGCGUACGCCGUGCACUGCUGCUGCUUCUCGCCCUCGGGGCUGGUGCUGGCCUCGUGCUCCACGGACGGCACCGCGGCGCUGUGGGACACCCGCGACGGCCGCAGGCUGGCCGUGCUCCAGCAGCCCGGCGCCAGCCCCGUCAGGGUCUGCCGCUUCUCGCCGCGGGCCGCACACCUGCUGGCCGGGGCCGCGGAUGGCAGCGUGGUUCUCUGGAACGUGCAGGCCAGGACACUCUACCGAUCCGGGAAAGUUAAAGGUGGUUCUUUGAUGGCUUGUGCAUUUUCUCCCAAUGGAGACUUCUUUGUCACUGGAUCAUCUAGUGGUGAUUUAACCAUUUGGGAUGAUAAAAUGAGAUGCCUGUAUAAUGAAAAAGCACAUGAUCUUGGAGUUACCUGCUGUGAUAUUUCUUCACAUCCAGUAUCUGAUAGUGAAAAUGGAUUCAAAUACUUCCAGAUGGCUUCCUGUGGACAAGAUAAUCAUAUCAAACUCUGGCUUAUUUUGUUUGCAGAUUCCUUAGGUGUUCAGUUAAAAUAUAAAUGCACCCUGAAUGGGCACUCUGCCCCAGUUCUGGCUUGUGCAUUUUCAUGUGAUGGACAGAUGAUAGUCUCGGGGUCUGUGGACAAGUGCGUCAUAAUCUAUGAAACUAGUACUGGCAAUACCCUUCAUAUUUUGUCUCAGCAUACAAGAUAUGUUACAACUUGUGCUUUUGCACCACGUAGUCCUUUACUUGCCACAGGCUCAAUGGAUAAAACUGUGCACAUAUGGCAGCUUGACCUUAAGCAACCCUGUGCAGGAGGUACUGUAGAAAAUGAGUCAAAGGUGGCUAUUGAGGACUGGUCGGAGGAUGAUGUUUCAGCCUGGCUCUGUGCACAGGAUUUAGCAGACUUUGUUGGACUGUUCAAAAUGAAUAAUAUUGAUGGCAAGGAACUACUGAAUCUUACUAAAGAAAGUCUGGCUAAUGAAUUAAAAAUUGAGUCUCUAGGCCUGCGCAGUAAAGUUCUCCAGAAAAUUGAAGAACUGAGGAUGACAAUGACCUCGGUUUCUGUUCCUGAUGAGUUCCUAUGUCCUAUAACAAGAGAGCUUAUGAAAGAUCCUGUCAUUGCCACAGAUGGCUAUUCCUAUGAAAGGGAAGCAAUGGAAAACUGGAUCAGCAAUAGACGAUCUAGUCCCAUGACAAAUCUUCCUCUCCAGUCUCUUAUGCUCACACCAAACAGAACACUAAAAAUGGCCAUUAGUCGCUGGCUAGAGACUCAGCAGAAAUAGUUAAACCACUUAAUUUUGAAGUUGUUUGUUAAAAUUAAUUGAAAUUUUAUGCAGCUGGAGGAAUUAAUUGUAUCAGAAACAAAUGGAAAGCAAAACUUGUGUUUCUCUUCUAUCUGUGGCUGGUUCAACCUUCACUGGUGGAAACUCCCAGAACAACUUUUAAGUUCCUGGUAGUUCUGCUUUGUGGUAUUUCUGUUUAAGAAUCAAGUACUCAAACUCAGUUUUUCAAAUAAAAUUUUCUUAUAAUUUUUACUA